GGUCGUUUGUAUGGGGCGAUGAGCGACCAGCAGCCCUACACGUUGUCAAGUGCCUUCCCCCUGGUCAGCCACCCAGCCUUCGGCCUGUACACCACUAGCUCAGGACGCCCAGAGUUUGGAGGCCUGGGGUCGUUGGGGUCCCUGGGUUCUCUGGGGUCCUUGGGGAUGUCUGCUGCCCUGGCCGCACACCCCCAGCUGGGAGCUCUGACAGAAUGGUGGCGAGCAGCAGAGGCCCACAGUAGGGGGGCAGCAGCCUUCCUCCCCCCGUUCCUGGGCCUCCCCACAAUGUUCACCCCCCACAUCCAGCAGAACCACAGCCCCAUGCAACCCCCCUCCAGGACCCCCAGCAAAAACGGACAGACCCCCAAAGGGGUGAACGGGGCAGUGAACGGAAGUGGGGUCUCCUCCCCAACCAUGCAGGGGUCUUACUCCAUGAACGCGUCCCCAUCUCUGGGUGCCUCCCAGUCUGUUAAGGGCCCCAAGGCCAGGGGCCCCAGGAGCAGCCCRCACAGCCAGAGCCACACAGCAGAGCUACAGCUGGAGAAAGUACCCCACAAACCUAAAGACAAGAAGCCCAGUAAAAAGCCAGCAGAGGUCGCUGGGGUCAGUGACAGCGAAUCAGGCUCUUCCUCGGACAGCUCCAGCAACGGAGCCAUCAGCAGCGACCUGGAGGACCUCGGAGGGGAAGAGGACGACGACGAUGAUGAUGACGACGAUGAUGAAGACGAGGAAGAGGAUGGAAAGUGUGAGGCGUGGAACUCUGAGAAGGAGAAGGCGAGGCGGGCGAAGAAAAAAAUGAAGAUCGGGACACUAAGCUCAGGCAUGAAGGAGGCCCAAGACAAGAGGAACAACCUGCCCCACAGCCUACCCUCCGACCCCCCCAUCCUGGUCCCCUCACAGCACUGCCCCUCUCCUCCUACCCUGUCCCAGAGCUCCCCCCUGUCCCUCCAGACCUCCCGGCCCAGGGAGGAGGGUCUCCAGCAGCACCUCAGUGUCAUCCAGUCCACGGGCCUAGCAGCCAGCUCCAAGCCCCUGGCUCUCCUCACCCAACCCCGCAGGGAAACCUCCCCAUCACCCCUCUCUGCCUCGCCAAUCCCCCUCAUCACCUCGCCCAAAGGACGCACCACAUCCUCCCCCAAGCCGCCCAAGCUCCUGCCCUCCUCGCCGCAGAACCUGCCCCUGUCCCUCUGCACUUCCCUGUCCCGCUCCGUACCCCUGUCCUCCUCGCCUCAAUCCUUCCCUCUCCUCACGUCGCCCAUGGCCAACUCCCAGCAGCCCAAGCCUCUGAAGACACCUGGCAGUGGGAAAGCCAGUAAGAGGAAGCUGCUGGAGGAUUCACUCUCUCAAAUCAACGAAUUCAGGCUCAAACAGUCUUUACUCUCGCAAGGCCAGACGUUCCCGGCGGCGCAGCCCAAGAAGCAGCAGGGUCACAAAACCUCUAGGAAGGCUGCUGGGGUGACGUCAUCCUCCUUGCCGCCCCCCAAGCUGUCCUCCUCGGAGAGUCCGUGUGGUGGUGGCAGAAGCACCAAGUUGCCCCCUGCUCCCCUCCCCCCUCCCCCCCAGAACAACCACUCCAACCUCUUCCUGUCCAGCGCUCUCCUGGGCCUGGCUGCCCACCCCAACGGAGUCAUCCAAAGCACCACCGCUCAGGACGCGCCGCUAGCCCUUAUCACCAAGCCCCGCAAAGACUCCAACAAGGACCUCUCUGGGGCAGGGGCGUCCCUCUCGCUGCCCGUCAACCUCAGCACCGGCGGAAGGGRCCACUCGGCCUCCUCUCAGGSCCCCCCGGCGCGGCCCGCUACCUCACCCUCACCGGCCACGGCKCGGGGCCCCAGGAAGAUCAAGGCCCCCAAGACCCCUAAGCUCCAGGCCCCUAACCUCCAGGUUCAGGCCCAUGCUCUGGCCCCCAUGGCAGCCUGGAAGGGCCUCUCUCAGAGUCACCUGGUGCAGUCUCUGGUGGACCUGUUCAGAGGGGCCGAGGCCGGCCUCCCAGGUCUCCCCGGUCUCCCUAGCAGCAAGGACUCGGAUGACUCUGUUGAGGAUGACGACGAUGACGACGAUGAUGAUGAUGAUGAUGAUCUGGAUGAUUUGGAGGAUGAUGAGGAGGACUCGGAUGACAGCUUGUCAGAUUCUGACAGUAACUCGGACAGCGACGCGGACGUCUCCGGUGGCAAACUGAAGGACCCGAAGCUGAAGCUGCCAUCUUCAGGCUCCGCCUCCAAGAGGGAGAAGACCCCACUCAAGCUAACCAAAGGCCACGCCUCCUUACUGAGCYACUCAACCAAUCACACAGCCACCAGCUGCUCCCCGCUCAACCUGCAGGUCAUCAAGACGCCCAACAUCGUCACCAGCUCCAGUGCCUUGGCCUAUCACAGCUCUCCUUCCUCCUCCUACUCCCUGGCCAUGCCCCCAGGUAACCGCAGGCAACCUAAACGCCUGGUACAUUGUCAAAGCUGCUCAAGUUUUAAAUUGCCCCAUAACUGCAAAUCUAGCAUCAGAUUACCCUAUCUAUCCAGAAAUGGAAUAAGUGGCAUCACACGCGAUAAUUUUAGCUUCAGUGCAAAGAUAAUGGUUGGUGACUUCUAUGAAGCCAGAGAAGGACCCCAGGGCCUGCAGUGGAGUCUGCUGAAGGACGAGGACGUCAUCCCUCAUAUCCUGGCCAUGGAGGGCCGGCGGGGACGGCCCCCCAACUCAGAGCGCCAGCGCGGGGCCGAGGGGGGAAAGGGCUCCCGGAGGAGGAAGGGCCGGCCGCCCAACGUGGGAGAGGGUCUGGGGUUGGGGGCAGAGGRGCCUAGCCCCAGCGAGGCCAAACUCUUACGCAAACUGGAGGCCCAAGAGAUAGCCAGGCAGGCGGCCCAGAUGAAGAUGAUGAGGAAGCUGGAGAAGCAGGCCAUGGCCAGGGCAGCCAAAGAGGCCAGGAAGCAACAAGCCAUCAUGGCGGCCGAGGAAAGGAGGAAGCAGAAGGAGCAAAUGAAGAUCAUCAAGCAGCAGGAGAAGAUCAAGCGUAUUCAGCAGAUCAGGUUGGAGAAGGAGAUGAGGACACAGCAGAUCCUGGAGGCUAAACGGAGAAAGAAAGAAGAGGUUGCGAAUGCCAAAGUUAUGGAGGCAGAGAAACGAAUAAAGGAGAAAGAAAUGCGAAGACAGCAUGCAGUCAUUUUGAAGCACCAGGAGUUGGAGAGGCAUAGACUAGAUAUGGAGAGGGAGAGGAGACGGCAACAUGGGAUGCUCAUGAAGGCGGUGGAGGCUCGCAAGAAAGCAGAGGAGCGCGAGCGCUUGCGGCAGGAAAAGAGGGAUGAGAAGCGCCUGAACAAGGAGCGGAAAUUGGAGCUGAGGAGGCUGGAACUGGAGAUUGCCAGGGAGCUGAAGAAGCCAAAUGAAGACAUGUGUCUGGCCGAUCAUAAGCCUCUUCCAGAGUUUUCCAGAAUCCCUGGCCUGAUCUUGCCGGGGGUUGCGGUGUCUGACUGCCUGAUGCUGAUGCAGUUCCUACGCGGCUUUGGGAAGGUGCUGGGCUUCGAUGUGGGGGUGGACGUACCCACCCUGGGGAUGCUGCAGGAGGGCCUGCUCAACGUGGGAGACAGCAUGGGACACGUCCAGGACCUGCUGGUCAGACUCCUCUCCCUGGCCGUGUGUGACCCUGGACUGCCCCCUGGACACAAGACCAAGACCAUGCUGGGGGACCAUCUGACCAACGUGGGCAUCAACCGGGACAACGUGUCGGAGGUGCUGCAGAUGUACAUGGGGGCCCAUUGUGGGCAGACUGAGCUGGCUGAGCUGGCCCUCAGCCUGAAGACCAAGGCCUUCCAGGCCCACACCCCCGCCCAGAAGGCCUCCAUACUAGGCUUCCUGGCCAAUGAGCUGGCCUGCAGCAAGAGUGUCGUCAGUGAGAUCGACAAGAACCUUGAUCACAUGACCAACAUGAGGAAGGACAAGUGGCUGAUCGAGGGCAAACUCAAAAAGUUGAGGACCAUCCAUGCCAAGCGGACCGGGAAGAGAGAUGCCAGCAUGGGAGGGGAGGAGGCCCAGCCCCUGGGUACGCCCUCCUCUGGCCUCAAACGCAAGAGAAAGGCCGGAGCAGAAAGCGACGACGACGAUGAUGAAGACGAAGACAGCGAUGACCUGGCCGAUGAAGAUGACGAGGAAGAGGAGGAGGAGAUGAAGAAGGSGAAGAAAGUGGAAACGUGUGACGAGGACGAUGGGGACCAAUCAACUAGUGUGGAGGAGCUGGAGAAACAGAUAGAGAAGCUAGCCAAGCAACAGCACCAGGUGAGGAGGAAGCUGUUUGAGGCGUCCCACUCCCUGCGCUCCAUGAUGUACGGCCAGGACCGGUACCGCCGGCGCUACUGGGUUCUGCCCCACUGCGGAGGGGUCUUCAUCGAGGCCAUGGAGAGCGGAGAAGCUGCGGGGGAGCUGGAGAAAGAGAGGGAGAGGAGGAGGAGGGCGGCAGCAGGGGAGGUGCACAUCAAGGAGGAGCCGCAGGAGGAGGAGGUGCAGAAGAAGAAACCRGGGGGCGUCGGCGGGGAGGAGAGGAGCGUCUACACCCCCGUGGGGUCAGAGGAAGGGAAGGAGGAGAAGAAAGGUUCUCCCAARCUUUUCCUCUUGRAMRCYGCRUCUCUCUCCAAACUGACCACGCUCCUCSARGRCGCUAAGGACGUUGCCAAGGAAACCCGCGAAGCCAAGGCAGACCCCCGCCCCAAAUACAACGGCAGCCCCAGGCCACCGUCUGUCACCACGACAACAAAAACAGCACCACUAUCUGAUCCCACCAACAACGCCUCUCUGCCCGCCUUACCUACAAGCCCCUGUGCGURGACGGCGCSGAACCUGCCGUGCGAGGAGGCCAAYCCCGGCUWCCRCACCUCCACCUCGUCRCCCUCCUCGUUCUCCUCRCURCUGAGCCCCCCACCCCAGCUUUUCAGCCCUAUGAAGACCUCCACCCUAACCCCUACCCCUCCACAGCUCCAGUACCUCCCCAGUGACCAGCUCCUCAGGGUCCUGACAGAGAGGAGCGGUCACUGGUUCACCCUGCUCCCCCGCUCCCCCUGUGACGACACCUCCCUAACCACCUCUCCCUCCCCAGGGCCCGGCCCUCUCCAGUCCUCCCCGCUGCCCUCCUCCAGCCUCACACGGCCCAGGUCUCCCCCGGCCUCCCCCGCCCUGCCUCUCACCCCCUCGGCAGCGUCGGCCUCAGCCAGCCCCCACCAUCCAGCUGGCUUCAUCAACUACCCUCUGUCAGCCCUGCAGGGUAAGGCUGGCGGGUCGUUGCUGGGUCUCUCAGCGUUCUGCGGUGGCUGGCCCAGUGGAAUGAUGAGCCCCAGCCAGCUGCCCUUCUGCAGCAGCCCCCUGCCAGGCCACUCAGGCCUCAGCUCCGUGGAGGGCAGUGCCAACGCGGCGCCCAGCGUCUCCAGCAAGAGCGAGUCGCCUGUUCCUCCCGGCGAGAAGCUCUCGUCCACGGUGCCCUCUCCCGCCAUGAUGGAGGUGCCCAAGCACUCGGAUCACCCCACACCAUGGCCCAUCCCUGAGGAGAUGCUAUCAGGCUGGUGGCGAGUGUCAGACAUUGAGGAGCUGCGCUCCCUGGUGGAGUCCCUCCACAGCCGGGGAGUCAGAGAGAAGGGCCUGCACCGACAGAUGCACAAAUACAUGGAACUCAUCCCACAGGUCUGCACCAAGCACCGAGACGCGGCCAUGAUAGAGCUGUGUGAGCUGGAGGAGAGCCAGGUGAGUGUGGAGUCAGUGCGGGGGUGUGAUGUGCGAGAGCAGGCCAUGGAGAUGGACAUCGCUGUGCUGCAGCAGGUGGAGGAGCUGGAGAGGAAGGUCACCACCGCCAGCCUGCAGGUCAAGGGCUGGAUGUACCCCGAGCCCCAAUCAGAGAGGGAGGACCUGGUCUACCACGAGCACAAGCCCCUCCCCAAACAKCAACCAGCGGCGGGCGGCGCUGCCGACAAAGACCAACCGGAGGACAAGGCGGACCACAAGGCGGGCGGCGUGGUGCGUCACGCGGACAACCCUCUGGACAUAGCGGUGACGCGGCUGGCGGACCUGGAGAGGAACAUCGAGAGAAGGUACCUGAGGAGCCCCUUAGGUACCACCAUUCAGAUCAGGCUGGAUAAUGUGGGGGCUAUCGGUACCGUCACUGUCCCCGCUCCCUCCAGUAGUGCUGACAGGGAAGGGGGCGAAGAGGAGGUGGCCCAUGGGAUGAAGGUGUGGAGGAAGGCCCUGGGCGACGUCCGCAGUGCCGCCCAGCUYGCCAUGUGUCUCCAGCAGCUCCAGAAGUCCAUCGCCUGGGAGAGGUCCAUCAUGAAAGUGUACUGUCAGAUCUGCAGGAAGGGUGACAACGAGGACCUGCUCCUGCUGUGUGACGGCUGUGACAAAGGCUGCCACACGUACUGUCACAAACCCAAGAUCACCGCCAUCCCCGAGGGGGACUGGUACUGCCCCGCCUGCAUAUCCAAGGCGAGCGGCCCAUCUCCCAAGAACAAGAAGCUGCCCAGCAAACCGGUGGCGGGUGGAGGCGGGAAGAAACCCACCACUGCUGAGGCCAAGCGGAACGGGAAGCAGGCCGGCAACAGUAACGGUAACGUGGAGGUGUCAGAGGACGACUCGGCGAGCGCCAACAGCACCCCGAAGAAAGGAGGAGGAGCGAAAGAGCCCCCCAGCAGGAAAAGGAAAGGAGAGGAGAGCCCCGCCCCGUCCCAGGCCCCGCCCACACCCCAGUCACCCAGUCAGGAGAGCCCUGUGGUGUGUGUGAAGAGAGCCAAGACAGCCAGAGACAACAACAGAGACCUGGGUUUGUGCAGGGUGCUCCUGGCUGAGUUGGAGCGCCACCAGGAUGCCUGGCCCUUCCUCAACCCCGUCAACACCAAGGGGAUCCCUGGCUACAGGAAGGUCAUCAAGAAGCCCAUGGACUUCGCCACCAUCAGAGAGAAGCUCAUCAGCAGCCAGUAUCAGAAUCUGGAGACUUUCAUUAUUGACGUCAACCUGGUUUUUGAUAACUGUGAAAAGUUUAAUGAAGACAAUUCAGACAUUGGGCGAGCGGGACACCAACAUGAGGAAUUCUUUGAUAAGAGAUGGGACAGAAGCUUUCUCAAGCAAAUAAACUAA
This is a messenger RNA of Salvelinus sp. IW2-2015, 7098 nucleotides long. The record is from RefSeq and is a predicted model, not a curated record. NCBI's taxonomy places the organism in Eukaryota, Metazoa, Chordata, Actinopteri, Salmoniformes, Salmonidae.